GUCCCUCUGCCGCUGCCGCCGCCGCCGCCGCCGCCGCCAUGCCCCAGCCGGCCCCGCCGCCCGCCGCCGCCGCCGCCGCAGCAUGAAGCGGCAGAACGUGCGGACGCUGGCGCUCAUCGUGUGCACCUUCACGUACCUGCUGGUGGGCGCCGCCGUCUUCGACGCUCUGGAGUCGGAGGAGGAGACGGCGGAGCGGCGGCGGCUGGAGGCCAAGAGCCAGGAGCUCAAGAGCAAGUACAACCUGAGCGCCGAGAGCUACCGCGAACUCGAGUGGGUCGUCCUCAAGCUCAAGCCGCACAAGGCCGGCGUCCAGUGGAAAUUCGCCGGCUCCUUCUACUUCGCCAUCACCGUCAUCACCACUAUAGGUUAUGGCCAUGCAGCCCCCAGCACAGACGGGGGGAAGGUCUUCUGCAUGGUCUAUGCCCUACUGGGGAUCCCCCUCACCCUGGUCAUGUUCCAGAGCUUGGGCGAGAGGAUCAACACCUUUGUCAAGUACCUCCUCCACCGCAUCAAGAAGUGCCUUGGCAUGAGGCGGGUGGAGGUCUCCAUGGCCAACAUGGUCACCAUCGGGUUCUUCUCCUGCAUCAGCACCCUCUGCAUUGGGGCGGCUGCCUUCUCCUACUACGAGCACUGGAGCUUCUUCCAUGCCUACUACUACUGCUUCAUCACCCUCACCACCAUCGGCUUCGGGGACUACGUGGCCCUGCAGAAGGAUGAAGCCCUCCAGAACAAGCCGCAGUAUGUGGCCUUCAGCUUCGUCUACAUCCUGACGGGGCUGACAGUCAUCGGGGCUUUCCUCAACCUGGUGGUGCUGCGCUUCAUGACCAUGAACGCUGAGGAUGAGAAGCGGGAUGCGGAGCACCGGGCACUGCUCACCCGCAACGGGCAAGCCAGCAGCAUCCACACCACAGACACCGCCUCGGCCGUGCCGGUGGCGGCAGGGGGUGGCGGGAGCAGCGGUGGCGGCUUUCGGAACGUCUACGCCGAGGUUCUCCACUUCCAAUCCAUGUGCUCAUGCCUGUGGUACAAGAGCCGGGAGAAGCUGCAGUACUCCAUCCCUAUGAUCAUCCCCAGGGAUCUCUCCACCUCGGACACCUGUGUGGAGCAGAGCCAUUCCUCUCCUGGCCGCUGUCCGGAGACCCCCUCCAAUAGAUGUUUCUGCAACGCCCGCCGGUCGGCCAUCAGCUCCGUCUCCACCGGGCUCCACAGCCUGGCGGCAUUCCAGGGGCUCAUGAAGCGCCGCAGCUCCGUGUAGCUCCUCUCCAUCCCCACCCGUGUCCCCCAGACCUCUCCCCUUGGCUCUGUGGCCAAAGACCUCUCUUGGUCAUGGCAGGAGGAAACCACCGCAGGUCUGGCAGUGGGACCCCCAGGGAGCUGUGGGCCAUGGUCCUCUGGCUUGGGAGGGAUGCAGGAGCAGCAGCAAGGCUGCCUGGUCCUCUAGGAAGCAGGAAGAAGGGAGCUGCUGGUUUUAUUUUAUUUUAAUUUAAAUUAAUUUUAUUAUUUUAUUUUGCAAAACCACUCCUCAAAAAUGUGAAACUUGGAGAGCUGGAGAGUGCUUUAACUUGAUGGGGUGGGGAGUACGCCUGCACCUCCCUCCAUGACGAACUUUGUGCAAAUGGCUGGGGACCCUCAUAGCCCCAGCACAGCCCCAGGGCAGCCCAAGUGUGCAACAGCAAUGGCCGUGAGCCAGACACAUGGUCCUGUGUGCACCAGAGGCCUCAUGAGACACGGACUGAGGAGGACAUGGGGCUCUCAGCACCAACCACAAGCAGCAGUGUGGUCCCAUCCCCUCCAUCCUCUGCCUCCUCCAGCCGUGGGCAGCGAGGGGAUGCCACAGCGAAGGCAAGCACGCAUCAGAGGGCAAAUCAGGCUAAGAGGGGCUUAGACGGAGCUCUCUCGAUCCCUGCACACAUCAGCCUGCCCCUGCGGCUGAGUAAAACAAGCCGUGAGUCACGUAGGCUGCCGAAAACGCCUGCCUCCACUCAGUGGGCAGCCCCUCGAGAGCUCUGUGGGGUUAUUUCAAUCCUUUCCAGACUGGCAAACCCAGGAUUUUCCCAGUGGAAAGGAAGCAGGAAGCACGGCUCCGUCACCAAGGAGGCAGGAAGGCAAUGUCAGCAUGGUCCCUGGGACCCCCAUCUCCAUCCUCCACUGUGGCAGCUCUGGAGCCGGAGCUGUUACCCUUGGGGAGAUUUCCUGGGGGACAACUUGAGGCAUUAUAAGAGUUUUUCACCAUUCUUCUCCUUCACACCCCUGGGUUGCUCCAGUCCCCUUUCAACCUGUCCCCCAUCACACCCCAACACCCAGAGCCCAGAGCAGGGGAUGCUCUCAAUGCUUUACCCAGCAGAGACAUCCCAGGGUCACCCCAACACAGCAAGAGGGGAGCAAAAUCCUCUUUCCUUAUCCCCCUACAUGCACGGGGCAGCCCCCAGCCCCAUGGGGAGCAUCCCCAUCACGCCCAGGACUGUGCCCAGCCCCCUGCCAGCAUCCAAAACACAGGCUGUCCCCCCAGCAGUGGAGACACUGGGGGACACCCUGACAUGCACUGGCCCCUCUUUGAGCACCUGGAGUGCCAGGGGGACUCUGGGGACAGCCAAGGCACCCAGCCCGCCUGUUUCUUUUCUCACCUUUUAACAGAAGAAAACCAAUGUAUUUCUAAUACUUGACGACUUGUACAUACUGUUAGAUACCAGAGAGGAUAUUUAUUACAAAUGAUGCUAUCAUCAUAUCUAUAGAAGUCUAUAAAUAUCUAUUGGAAAGAGGGUUUGGGGGGAAAACUUGUUGAUGACUCUGGAGAAUCUUUUCGCUCUCUGCAUCCUUCUCAUCCUAGGGCACCCAUGGGGAACCACACUCCCCCUGGCAAGGUUUCUCUGGUUCUUAUGCCAAAGUAUAUUUGUACUGCUGAGUUACCUUCCAUAGAGAGAAAUAAAGGCUGGUUCAAACCUC
Molecule: messenger RNA, 2943 nt
Organism: Pezoporus occidentalis (night parrot)
Lineage: Eukaryota; Metazoa; Chordata; Aves; Psittaciformes; Psittacidae
Product: potassium channel subfamily K member 3-like
Exons: 2
Coding region: 83-1255 (390 amino acids)
Biological process (GO): potassium ion transmembrane transport; stabilization of membrane potential
Cellular component (GO): plasma membrane
Molecular function (GO): open rectifier potassium channel activity; potassium ion leak channel activity; outward rectifier potassium channel activity
Source: RefSeq, a predicted model, not a curated record